AUGGGGGCCCAUGAGAUCACAGAGCUCGAUGCUCUGGUCGUUGGUGCUGGCUUUGCUGGCAUCUACCAGUUGUACUCGCUUCGCAAGCUAGGAUAUAAGGUGCGGGCGAUAGAUAAAGCCGCAGGCGUCGGAGGGACCUGGUACUGGAAUCGCUAUCCGGGUGCAAUGAGCGACAGCGAGUCUUAUGUCUACCGAUUCACCUGGGACAGGGAGGAUCUCAGGACAUACGAAUGGAAGAAUCGUUACCUCCAAGGCCCGGAAAUCCGUCAAUACCUCGAGCAUGUGGUGGACAGACACGACUUGCAGAAAUAUAUCCAACUUGACACCGAAUUGAAAGCUGCAGACUGGGAUGCCGAGCGUGGGAAGUGGGUAGUGACCACCUCGAAAGGGGUCUAUGUCGUCCAAUAUCUGAUCACAGCCCUAGGACUGCUGUCGACUGCAAAACUGCCAGACAUUCCCGGGCUCAAUGACUUCAAGGGAGACAUCUGUCACAGCUCGCGAUGGCCCGACAACUUCGACCUCAGUGGCAGACACGUCGGCGUUAUCGGCAAUGGAUCGACCGGAGUGCAGAUCAUAACUGCAAUUGCUGAUAAGGUCGGGUCCCUGGUCAGCUUCCAAAGGUCUCCUCAGUACAGUGUACCUAGUGGCGACGGCCCAGUAACACCCGAGUACCGCCAAGCGAUAAAUGAGAAGUACGAUGAGAUCGUAGACAGCCUGCCAAAGACAGCAACCUGUUUCGGAUUUUCCGAGUCGACCACACCAUAUGCCUCCUUCGCUCCAGAGAAACGUCAAGAAGUGUUUGAGAGCCUUUGGCAACAUGGCAACGGGUUCUGGUUCACGUUCGGCGCGUUUUCUGAUAUUACGGCCAAUAAGGAAGCCAACGACGCAGCCUGUCAAUUUGUGAAGUCAAAGAUUGCUCAGAUCGUGAAAGACCCAGAAAAGGCAAAGAAGCUGAUGCCACAGGAGCCAUAUGCGCGUCGACCCUUGUGCGACGGCGGGUACUACAACAAAUUCAAUCGCGACAAUGUCGACAUUGUGAAUCUGCGCGACACUCCGAUUGAGCGCGUCAGUGAGACUGGUGUGACGACUUCGGAUGGCAAAUUCUAUAAGAUAGACACUUUGAUCUUGGCCACCGGAUUCGACGCGGUUGAAGGUUCCUAUAACAGAACACAAAUUCGCGGAAGGUCUGGGACGUCAUUAGCAGAACACUGGAAAAAAGGACCAACGAGCUAUCUUGGUUGCUUCGUGCCUGGCUUCCCAAACCUCCUACUGAUCAGCGGUCCGCAAGGACCUUUUGCCAAUGCCCCGCCGAAUAUUGAGACACAAGUCAGGCUCAAUAACGAACUCAUACAGCGAGCCGAGAGCCUGAGAGUGACUGGAGCGAAUGCUGUCAUUGAGGCAAUGCCCGAAGCUGAAGCAGACUGGGGUGAGCAUUGCAACGAAAUUGCUCAAGGCACGCUAUUCCCAUCCAUCCCAUCUUGGAUCUUCGCCAAUGUCCCGGGAUCGGGACUUGUGACCCGAUUCUAUAUGAACGGCGUUGCCAACUUCAUCGCCAUAUUGCAGCGCAUAGCAGCAGCAGGCUACGACGGCUUCGCUGCGCCCUUAGGAAAUGGGCGCAAGGAGCUGUAUCUCAGCUCUUCGAAAACCACGAGUCAGGAAAAGAGUGGGAUGAAAGCAAGUACCAUUGAGGUCGGCGUGAUAUGA
Molecule: messenger RNA, 1704 nt
Organism: Cyphellophora attinorum
Lineage: Eukaryota; Fungi; Ascomycota; Eurotiomycetes; Chaetothyriales; Cyphellophoraceae
Product: Cyclohexanone 1,2-monooxygenase
Exons: 1
Coding region: 1-1704 (567 amino acids)
Source: RefSeq, a predicted model, not a curated record